Phragmites australis (common reed) is the source of this 3213-nucleotide messenger RNA. Its product is annotated as disease resistance protein RPS2-like. The record is from RefSeq and is a predicted model, not a curated record. The transcript is spliced from 2 exons. Bases 76 to 2820 code for a protein of 914 amino acids. Lineage: Eukaryota; Viridiplantae; Streptophyta; Magnoliopsida; Poales; Poaceae. Gene Ontology annotation, molecular function: protein binding; ADP binding.
UUAAACCCACCCGCGUCGCGGUGCCUCACCGCACACGCGCAUGCCUCCCCCCUUGCCUCGCUGCGCCGCCGAACGAUGGAGCUGCAGCUCGUGGCCGUGCUCGCCUCGCUCGCCCUCGGCGGCGCGCUGCUAGUGCUCUUCUUCGGCAAGUGGUGGCAGCCGCUAGCCGACGCGGACAAGCGCGUCGAGGAGCUGUCUGACGCGGUGGAGGCCCUGCUGCGGCUGCGGGCGGAGUUUCUGGGCCACGACCCGGCGCCGACGUCGGAUCCCGUGCGGGCGUGGCUGCGGCGCGUGCAGGAGGCGCAGGAUGAGGUCGCGUCCAUCAAGGCGCGUCACGACGGCGGGCAGCUGUACGUGAUCCGCCUCCUGCAGUACCUCUUCCUCCCCACGGGCCCCGUCGCGGGGCUGGCCGCGCAGCAGCUUAAGCCGGUGCGCGCGCUCCGGGACCAGGGCGCGGCGCUCCUCGAGGCCGUGCUGGCAACGCCGCAGGCACCGCCUCCCCUGCUCUGCCAGCCCGAGGACCUCGAAGACCUCCCCGCGGAAUCGGCGGGGGCCGCGAGGGCCCACCUCAACGAGGCGCUCCGGUUCCUCGGCGACCCAGACGCCGCGCUCGGCGUCUGGGGUGCCGGCGGCGUGGGCAAAACCACGGUGCUGAAGCUGGUGCGCGACGUGUGCGGCCGCGUCGCGCGGUUCGACCACGUCCUGCUCCUGGCGGCCUCCAGGGACUGCACCGUGGCCAAGUUACAGAGGGAAGUGGUGGCCGUGCUCGGGCUGCGGGACGCGCCGACAGAGCAGGCGCAGGCCGCCGGGAUUCUGAGCUUCCUGAGGGACAAGAGCUUCCUCCUGCUGCUGGACAGCGUGUGGGAACGCCUGGACCUGGAGAGGGUCGGCAUCCCGCAGCCCCUCGGCGUGGUGAACGGCAAGGUGAGGAAGGUCAUAGUGGCGUCAAGGCGCGAGGCGGUGUGCGCCGACAUGGGCUGCCGCAAGAAGAUCAAGAUCGAGCGUUUGAACGAGGAGGAUGCGUGGAGUCUGUUUGAAGCCAAUGUUGGCGGUGACAUCAUCCAUCGCCACACUCAAAUUCCCACACUUGCGAGACAGGUGGCUGCAGAAUGCAAAGGAUUGCCUUUGGCCGUCGUCACCAUAGGCCGCGCCAUGUCAAAUAAGCGCACACCGGAGGAAUGGGCUGAUGCACUCGACACCCUUAAGGCGUCGCAGCUCUCGACUACGCCCGGUUCCGACAAGAGCACGCACGCUCUAGUGAGGUUUUGCUACGACAAUCUGGAUAGCGACAUGGUGGGGGAAUGCUUCCUGACCUGCGCGCUCUGGCCCGAGGACCACAGCAUCUCGAAGGACGAGCUCGUGCAGUGCUGGAUCGGACUCGGCCUGCUCCCCGAGCUCACCGACAUCGACGAGGCGCACCGGUUCGGGCACUCGGUGAUCGCCAUCCUGGAGGCCGCGCGCCUGCUGGAGCCGGGGGACAACCACCGGUACAACAUGUACCCGUCCGACACGCACGUCAGGCUCCACGACGUCGUUCGCGACGCGGCGCUCCGGUUCGCGCCCGGCAAGUGGCUGGUCCGCGCGGGCGCCGGGCUCAGGGAGCCCCCGCGCGAGGAGGCACUGUGGCGCGACGCGCGGCGCGUGUCCCUGAUGCACAACAGCAUCGAGGACGCGCCGGCGAAGGCGGGAGGCGCCCUCUCGGACGCGCAGCCGGCGUCGCUGAUGCUCCAGUGCAACCGCGCCCUGCCGAAGAUGAUGCUCCAGGUGAUCCAGCAUUUCACCAGGCUCACGUACCUGGACCUCGAGGACACCGGCAUCCAGGACGCCUUCCCCAUUGAGAUCUGCUGCUUGGUCAACCUGGAGUACCUCAACCUAUCCAAGAACCGGAUCCUGUCGCUGCCAAUGGAGCUGAGCAACUUGAGCCAGCUCAAGUACUUCUACAUGCGCGACAACUACUACAUCCAGAUCACCAUAGCUCCAGGGCUGAUCUCGCAGCUCGGGAAGCUGCAGGUCUUUGAGGUGUUCACCGCGAGCAUCGUCUCCGUGGCGGACGACUACGUCUCGCCGGUCAUCGACGACCUCGAGAGCAGCGGAGCGCGCAUGGCGUCGCUCAGCAUCUGGCUGGACAACACCCGCGACGUGGAGAGGCUCGCGCGGCUGGCUCCGGGCGUGCUCGUCCGGUCUCUCCACCUGCGCAAGCUGGACGGCGCGCGCGCCCUGCCGCUGCUGUCCUCGCAGCACGCGCCGGAGCUCGGCGGUGUGCAGGAGAGCCUGAGAGAGCUGGUGGUCUACUCGUCGGACGUCGAGGAGCUCGUCGCCGACGCGCACGCGCCUAGGCUGGAGAUCGUCAAGUUUGGGUUCCUGACGAAGCUGCGCGUCAUGGCGUGGUCCCACGGCGCGUCGUCCAACCUCCGGGACGUGGCCCUCGGCGCGUGCCACUCCCUGACGCACCUGACGUGGGUGCAGCACCUCCCCUGCCUGGAGUCGCUCAUCCUCAGCGGGUGCAACGGGCUGACGAGGCUGCUGGGCGGCGCCGAGGACGGCGGCAGCGCCGCGGAGGAGGUGGUCGCGUUCCCGCGGCUGAGGAUGCUGGCGCUGCUGGGGCUGCCCAAGCUGGAGGCCGUCCGCGUCGAGGGGGAGUGCGAGUUCCCGGAGCUCCGGCGGCUGCAGACCAGGGGAUGCCCGCGGCUGCGGAGGAUACCGUUGCGGCCGGCGUGCGGGCAGCAGGGCAACGUGCGGAUCGAGUGCGACAAGCACUGGUGGAACGCGCUGCAGUGGGCGGGCGACGACGUCAAGUCCUGCUUCGUCCCCGUGCUGUAGUACGCGGAGUUGCAAUUUUGGAGCCGGUUGAUUUGUUUGACGAUUACACCCAGAUUGGGUUGCAAUUUGCAGCAAGGUAAGGAACAGAUGAUGAGUGGAGACUUGGGGAGUAUCAUUGAGACAGUAAUAAGAGGUCUGUUUUUAUCUUCUGGAAUUUUCCUUUUAUUUGAGACGAUUCCAUUUUUUUGUGUCAAAUUUGCUGCAUGCUAGCAGUUGGUUCACGUUUGAUGCAUUACUCAACCAUGAUACACUGUAUGUUUGCUCAAAGUUUAUGCUAAUGUCCCAUUUGUGACGCGAAAUUUUCCAGGUUUACACGAAGAAAUUAGUUUCCAUCAAAUACGUGCAAAAUUCAUGUGAAGUACGGAGCCGACGUUCUAAACGGGCCUUAACUUA